CCUAUUUUAUUUUUAUCCCCUUCUCCAGCGUCAGGUUACGAUUGUCCACACCCACGCCGCCAUCCUCCAACCUCCUGCUCCUUCUUGAUCAUACGUGCCGAUCGUGCCACGCUUACGAAUUCUCAUCCAUGACAAUGCUUGGAUGCAAGGCUCGAAGGCGCUCCUUGAAAUCGGCCUAAAAGCGAUUUGCCUCCCUGGCCUAAUUUCACCGAGAUCUGCCGCAGGCAUCUACAUUUGUCAACCACGACAGUGGUUCGCGACUUUUUGGUCCUCGUUCCGGGCUGUCGAAACGCUGACUAGUCGCCACGUCCGGUCUCUCGCGAGGAAUGCCUCUCUUAUCAUGAGGACGACGCACAUGUCGGCUUCGUGCUUCGUACGAAGCCCCUUCACCCCACGGAAAGCCAGGAUCUCACGAUCACGUACAUAUGUAUUUCAUUGCAGCUGGAAGCGUUCCCCAUAUCCCGAACGUGUUCCAUGGGUUGUGGGUCUCACAUGCCCGUUCUUUUUCUUUUCCCUGGAUGCACAACCACGCCGCUACUCAGGGAAGGUGAGGUCAUCCCAGGACAAAAAACUUUCACAGGCAGGUCGAAUCGUUGAUGUCCAGAGUUGUCGACCUUGCCUUGGUAGGGUAGGCGUCAGCCUAAGAUAUGUUGCAUCCGGGAAGAUCUUGCAGAAUCCUCUUUUUCCUCAUGUCGCAAACAUGCGGGACUGAGUUUUAUCAUGGAAUGUGAUAACUAAUACUCUCCUUCGCAUCUGAAAAUGGCUUUAUAGGAUUCCGCUCCAAUGCCGAGACACA
Molecule: messenger RNA, 796 nt
Organism: Mytilinidion resinicola
Lineage: Eukaryota; Fungi; Ascomycota; Dothideomycetes; Mytilinidiales; Mytilinidiaceae
Exons: 1
Coding region: 143-712 (189 amino acids)
Source: RefSeq, a predicted model, not a curated record